Messenger RNA from Drosophila serrata, 642 nucleotides. RefSeq names its product adenosine 5'-monophosphoramidase HINT3. Lineage: Eukaryota; Metazoa; Arthropoda; Insecta; Diptera; Drosophilidae. The record is from RefSeq and is a predicted model, not a curated record. Gene Ontology annotation, molecular function: catalytic activity.
GUUAUCGAGAGGCAGUUCCCGAGUCAGCUGUCUAGUCAAAGUACAAACUAUUACACUGCUAUUUUCAUUUCAAAAUUUUGCUUGAAUGUACCUGACGGACCAAAAACUACUGCAAACAAAAACACCUUUCCCAAUAUAUUACGAAUUAUGGCGCUAAGCAGCUGCAUUUUCUGUAAUAUAUCCAGCGGCCAGGACUCGGGAACUGUUUUGGAGACCGAAACGGAUGAAUUUGUUAUUUUUAAGGAUAUUAGGCCUGCGUCACAGCAUCAUUAUUUGGCAGUGACUAAGCAGCACUUUCCCAGCCUUAAAGAUUUAGACAACUCCCACCAGGACCUGAUCUCACGGCUGGAAGAGGGCCUUAGGGAGUUCUUAAAGGGCCAGGGGGUGUGCAGCGAGGACGUGUUGUUCGGCUUCCAUCUCCCGCCUUUCAUCAGCGUCCGCCACCUUCACAUGCAUGCCAUUGCCCCUCGUUCAGAAAUGGGCUUCCUAUCCAGGCUAGUUUUCCGUCCGUCUUCAGUAUGGUUCAAAACGGCCGACGAGGCGCGACUGUAUCUGGCGCAGAAGAAAAGUUUACAGUCGAAUUGAAGGUUCCUCGGAGAAUACUUCUGAAAGUGCCAAUAAAUAAUAAAUGAAAAUACAAAA